This is a messenger RNA of Lathyrus sativus (Indian pea), 234 nucleotides long. The record is from the annotation of a GenBank genome assembly. NCBI's taxonomy places the organism in Eukaryota, Viridiplantae, Streptophyta, Magnoliopsida, Fabales, Fabaceae.
AUGGGUGUUUGCUUUGGUUGCUUCGGUGGCGGUGACAAGCGCAUGGCCAAAGAAGAAGAAAGAUUGGCCUCUGAAGAAGCGCGUGCUAGAGCUGCUGAAGCCGCACAGAAAAGGCAAGAGCAAUUUGAUAAUUCUGCGGCCGGACGAGCUGCACGUGCACAUCAAAAGGGACUGGCAAAGCAAGCUGCAAACUCAAAUACCGGGGAACCAACUCUAAAGUGGCAAAUGGGUUAA